AUGGCGUUUCCGGGGAGUCUGUUCCUCCGGCAAUUUACAAUACUGUGCUGGAAGAACUGGAUCGUUCUCUCUAAACAUUCGCUCUUGAACAUCCUGCGCUGCUUGUUGUUGCCGAUCGGAUACGGAAUCUUCCUCGCUGUCGCACAGACAUUUCUUUUAAAGCCAAAUAAUUAUGGAAUUGGCUCUCCGAUCUCGGUCUACAAUUUGCAGGAUCAGUUUGACGGCUCUCUAACCUUAGUCUGGGCUGAUGGAACCAAUGGUACUGGGACACCCUCUGCGGAACAAGUCAUGGCACACAUCACCAGUAACUUUACGUCGAAUCAACUUCAAGCGGUCAUGCAGGUUGCGACACCCGCAGACAUACCAACCCAAUGUCCACAAAACUUCGACCUGACCUCUCAGUGCUUUGCCGCUAUUGCGUUCAAUUACCUUCCAAUGAAUGCCACGGAUCCGAAACCAGUCAACUACACCAUCAGUGCCGAUGGUGGUCUUGUAUACAUCAACGUAAUCAGUCAUACUAGUGAUUUCGAGACACGUAUUCUGCCGUUGCAAUGGGCAUUAGACCAGGCAAUCAUCGAGCUUAGAUCUGGACAGGAAGUACCUACUCCUAUGGAAUGGCCAUAUAGUCAGGAAACCAACCAACAACAGGCCACGAAUACGAGACUUAGUUACAUCAGAGGCAUUCGAAAUCUUAUUGUCAUUGCAUUUUUUAUUUGUUAUAUCGGGAUUGCGUAUCAUCUUCCGGGGUCAUUCACCGGCGAGAGAGCCAAUCUUCUAACCAGCCACAUGAAGGCUAUGGGUCUACUGGAUACUGCCAGAAUAGCAUCGUGGCAUAUUAGUAUCUCUCUAGCAUAUCUUCCCGCAUGGGUGGUCGUUUCUAUCAUAUGGCACUACCAAAUUUUCAGCGGUACUAAUGUUGGCCUGGUGCUUGGUGUGCACCUUCUAUUUGGAUUCUCGCUUGCCAGUUGGUCCUUCUUCGUCGCGGCUCCUUUUGGCAAGAGCCCUCAGCUUGCGGCUGUGGCAACUACAUUCCUUGCUAUGAUAUUUGCUAUCCUCGCGCUAGUCUUCAGCAGGGCUAGCACGAUUACGGCGACUAUUUUUACCCUAAUCUUCCCGCCCGGAUACUACGUUUUCGCAAUCCGUGCUAUAUGUGGCUGGGAAAACCAACAGAUUCCAACCAAUAUCAUGAAGCCAGAUCCGGAUACAAAUCUAAUUUUGUUGCCCUUGAUUAUUGCUGCCAUUGUUGACGUGUUCCUAUGGCCAUAUUUAGGUGUCCUACUCGAGAGAAGGCUCUAUGACGCCAGAGAGCCGUCCCCAGGCUUUUGGUCGUGCUGCCGCAGGCAGAAAAAGGCUGACCGACCUCCGCAUCCCAACGGAGUUGCAAUCUCUGUCAGGAAUUUGGGCAAGACGUUUUCCCCCUCCUUGUUCCACCGUGAGAAGCGACCGGUCACUGCCAUUGCAGAUUUGUCUUUCGAUGUUCCCAAGUCGGGCAUCUUCGUUCUUUUGGGAUCAAAUGGCGCCGGGCGCAGCACGGGAACUAUCACCUUUGAGGGUGGUGUGUCUCGUCCUCCCCGCGGAACGCUCGGCAUCGUGCCUCAGAAAAAUGUGAUAUUCCCUGAACUUUCUUGCUACCAAACUCUCCGCGUAUGGCGCGCAGUGAAGCAUUCUGCCAAAUCGAUAGAUGAAGACGAAGAUUACGAACAGCUACUGCGCGACUGCGAUCUCGGCAAAAAGAUCCACGCCAAUGCCAGUACUCUCUCGGGUGGUCAGAAGCGCAAGCUGCAGCUCGCUAUUGGGCUCGUUGGAGGCUCCAAGAUUGUCCUUGUGGAUGAGUGUACAUCCGGUGUUGAUCCAUUAUCCCGCCGGGCGUUGUGGAGGACUUUGACAUCCGUUCGCCUUGACCGGACCAUCGUGUUCACCACUCAUUUCUUGGACGAAGCUGAUCUGUUGGCCGAUAACAUAGCCAUUUUAGCUGCGCCAGGCAAGCUGGUAGCUGCGGGCACUCCUGUUGCUCUCAAGUCAAACCUCGGGCAGGGAUACAGCGUCCAAGUCAUGUUCGACCUCCCUGAUUUGACUGAGAAGGACCUUUCAAAAGCACCUUCCGAAGCUUUGGAUCGUAUUCGUCAAGUUUGCCCCCAGUGUUCCAUGUCACUCUCCUCGCCGAGCCAGGCGUCAUACCACCUUAAGUCAAAGGAUCCCGUUGUCGUGGAGAAGGUCCUCCAGCUGUUGGAUGAGGAGCGCAAUGCUCUUUGCGUCGCGUCCUGUGAUGUACUUGGGACGACCAUUGAAGAUAUCUUCCUGGAUCUCAUGGCCCGUCAAACUGGUAGCGCCUCCCUAGAUAGCACCGAGAAGUCCAUUUCAAGUUCAGGUGGUAUUUAUGAGCCCACCCUGGCUGAAUCGACCGACGGCUCAUCUCCACCUGGAGCUCUUCAGCUUACUGAUGGGCGAGCUCGUUCCCCUCUUAGUCAAGCUUUGACGAUCUUUUAUAAGCGUGCAUUAAUCGCUCGCAGGAGUUGGCUAACGCCCUUGUUAGCUGUGCUCAUCGCGGUUUGCGGUUCAUGCAUCCCGAUAAUCUUCCUAUCUGGCCAGGACACAACAUGUACCACUAAGCUCGGGAACGAGUCAGUCAUUUCGUUGUACUUCCCCGAAUCGCCCAUCUACUAUUCAGCUGCGUCUGGACCUGGUACCCGAGUCUUGGAGUCACCUCCGAAUAUCAUUUCGACUCUCGGCUCAACUGUGUCAUACCUAAAAACGGAGAACAUCGUCGACAAUGCCACAUUUGUCUCGACGAUUGAUCAGGACUACCUUAACCUGACGUUUGGUGGGAUAUCGAUAGAUAUGCUGACGGGUGAUUCGUUAUUUGCAUGGCAGGCAACCCCGCCCGGUUUAACUGGUCCGACCAUGAUGAAUCUGGUAACAAAUAUACUGUAUAAUCGGGCAUUGAACGCUUCUGGGGUCAUUGAACGCACGCCGAACCUCAUUUACGCGAGCUAUGCUGCUUUCCCUCAUCUUGCUUCAGGGACUCUGGUUGAUCUCAAGUGGGUGGCGUUUUUCGGGGCCUGCUAUGCCAUGCAACUGUCGAACGGUCUUUCAAAUCCCGUUGGGCUUUGGAUUGGCCAUCUCAUGUGGGACUCAAUAUUCUCGGUGACAAUUGCUACAAUCAUUACCAUUGUCUUCGCUACCACUACGAAUCAGUUCACCGGCUUUGGUUUCUUCUGGGUCGUCCUCGUUUUGUAUGGCAUCGUUGGGGCGUUAUUCGCGUACUGCGUGUCGUUGUUCAUGUCGUCGCCACUAUCCUCUUUUGCAGCAGUGGCAGGAUACCAAAUCAUCAUGUAUAUCAUGUACUUGGGUGGAUAUCUCUUGACGCUGACUUAUGCGCCGGCGUCUCAAUCCGCCAGCAUCAUCACGAUCAUCCACUUCACGUUUUCGGUGCUAUCGCCGGUGGCUAGUGUCAUGCGUACCGCCUUUGUAUCAGUAAAUCUCUUCUCGCUGCUUUGCGACGGCACGACUCCUGUGACAUCGGCAUCACUUGGUGACCUCAUGCAAUUUGGAGGUCCCAUCCUCUACCUCUUCGUUUAUGGCUUUGUGCUGUUCGGUAUUCUCGUAUGGGUUGAUUCUGGGUCAAUUAUCCCUCGCCGAUUCCUCAAUACCAAGGGACGGCGAGUACGAAUGGAUAAGUUGCAGGCCAGUUUCGAGGCUAACCGACAAGACGUUGCCGCUGAAGCGCACUCGGUGGCAAACUCCAAUGAUGUGUUGCGUCUUCUUCAUCUUACCAAGACUUUUGGGGGCAAUAAAGUUGUUGAUGACGUGUCUUACGGGGUGUCUCGGGACACUAUAUUUGCCAUGCUUGGGCCUAACGGGGCUGGAAAAACUACAACGUUCAACAUGAUUCGUGGCGAUAUUGUUCCGGACAUGGGAGAUGUAUUGAUCAAGGGGAUAUCAGUGUUAACUUCUCCGAGAACUGCACGUCUAUCUUUGGGAGUCUGCCCACAGUUUACUGCGAUCGACUCUCAGUUGACUGUUCGGGAACACCUCAUGAUCUAUGGACGUCUCAAAGGCCUGAAGAGAGGCUUUGAACUGAAGACAAAUAUCGAGGCACUCAUGAUUGCUACAUCAUUGCAUGUGUAUGCUGACAGACUAGCGAGUCAACUGUCCGGCGGGAAUCAGCGCAAGCUCUCUCUUGCUAUCGCCCUCAUUGGUAACCCCUCUGUUGUUCUCAUUGACGAGUUUUCUACGGGAGUAGAUGCGAAGAUGAAAAGAGAUAUGUGGGGGACUCUCCGGAACGUCGCUGUCGGAAAAGCAAUUGUUAUCACAACACAUGGCUAUCUAGAUUCCAUGGAAGAAGCUUCAGCUCUGGCAAAUAAGGUUGGCAUCAUUUCGAAACAAUUACUGGCUGUUGGUACAAUCGACAACCUGGUCUCGCGUUAUGCCACGUACCAAGUGCAUUUCUCUUGUCCAACACGAGAGGACGUGAUUAGAGCUCAGGUCCUCAUGAGUCGGAUUCCAGGCUCCCGUCUAGCCGACGAUGUUGCCACACGCUUCGAAGUUCCUAUACAAGAAGGCAGUGGUUUCACCCUUGCGCGAUUGUUCCAUAUUCUCUCGUCCCAGGGCGAUUUCCAGGAAUACACUGUAGAAAAGGCGACACUAGAAAGCGUGUUCCUGAAGGUUAUUAGAGGUAAUAAUGUUGUGGAGGAGGACGAUUCCCCUGGACGACGACGCAGGUGGUUGUGGUGAUGCCGCAAGUUGCCCAAAUAUUUAGUUAGACUGGACUGACUUAGACUUGCAUGGACUUUGACAUGGACGAUAUACGCAUUAAUGAUUGUAAUAGUAUCAAUGUAUCUUUAUGACCAUUGAUUAGCAAUAGUAUGCUUACCGUGCUGGUAUCAGUUCAUUGCAAAAGUGGUACCAGUGAGUCGAUAAAAUUUCAGUGACGAAAAAUUCUGGGUAGUGAGGACGGUCGACGUAGCCAGGUAGAUCUGAGCAGUCGAUGAUCUUUGAGCGUAGUGAACUGCCGACGCGUUUCCUUGUCAUGCGAAGGCUUUGGACAGUCACAUUUCUGUAAUGCCGCUCAUACCGUUGCAAAGUCCCUGACUUUAGAUUCAAUUUAUAUCGCCAGUCUAUGUUCUUUGUCAUUAGAUACAUCAUGGCAGGCAUG
Suillus discolor is the source of this 5155-nucleotide messenger RNA. RefSeq lists its product as uncharacterized. Bases 1 to 4734 code for a protein of 1577 amino acids. Gene Ontology annotation, biological process: lipid transport; transmembrane transport. The transcript has 20 exons. Gene Ontology annotation, cellular component: intracellular membrane-bounded organelle; membrane. The record is from RefSeq and is a predicted model, not a curated record. Lineage: Eukaryota; Fungi; Basidiomycota; Agaricomycetes; Boletales; Suillaceae. Gene Ontology annotation, molecular function: lipid carrier activity; ABC-type transporter activity; ATP binding.